Prunus persica (peach) is the source of this 1568-nucleotide messenger RNA. RefSeq names its product cytokinin dehydrogenase 2. The coding region runs from base 1 to 1563 and encodes 520 amino acids. The transcript has 5 exons. Gene Ontology annotation, molecular function: cytokinin dehydrogenase activity; FAD binding. Gene Ontology annotation, biological process: cytokinin metabolic process. The record is from RefSeq and is a predicted model, not a curated record. NCBI's taxonomy places the organism in Eukaryota, Viridiplantae, Streptophyta, Magnoliopsida, Rosales, Rosaceae.
AUGGCUAAGAAUUUUGCAGUGCCAAAAUACUUGACCACCAUGACUUUUUUCAUAGGGUUUGUGAUGCUAUCCACAACCUGCACAAGUCUAGUCCUAUUCCCACCCAAGGACAUCGCCGGUAUGCUUCGAAACGACACAGAAUCCAUCAAUUCAACAUCUACAGAUUAUGGCCAUAUAGUUCAAGAAUUCCCAGCUGCAGUUUUUAAUCCAACGUCACCGAACGACAUCGCAAGCCUAAUCCUAUUCUCAAACAACAAUUCUUACGCGCCUUUUGGCGUCGCCGCCAGAGGCCAGGGACAUUCUGUUCGCGGACAGGACCUGGCUCCUGACGGAGUUGUCAUAAACAUGACAGCGUUGAGCAAUGGGUCUAGAAUUGUGGUCUCCGAGAGCCCGUCUUUGGGUUCUUAUGCUGAUGUUGGAGGUGAGCAGCUUUGGAUUGAUGUUUUGCAUGCUACACUCGACCAUGGUCUUACGCCGGUUUCGUGGACCGACUACCUGUACCUGAGCGUCGGUGGAACGCUCAGUAACGCUGGCAUCAGCGGCCAAACGUUUCGUUUUGGACCUCAAAUCAGCAAUGUCUAUGAACUGGAUGUUGUAACUGGGAAAGGAGAUUUCAUAACUUGUUCCUCAACCAAGAAGCCUAAGCUAUUUUAUGCUGUUCUUGGAGGUUUAGGCCAAUUUGGUAUUAUAACCAGAGCAAGGAUUGCCCUACAGCCAGCUCCAAACAGGGCUAAAUGGGUACGACUACUUUACAGCAACUUCAGUGCAUUUUCAAGUGACCAAGAACUUUUAAUCUCAACAAGUGGAAAGAUGGAAAGAGAUGGGUUCGAUUAUGUCGAAGGUCUCCUUCUAAUGCAGCAAGGUCCUCUAGAUCUUUCAUUUUAUCCAGUAGCCGAUCAACCACGAAUAGCUUCUCUAGUAAACCAAUACGGCAUCGUUUACACCAUAGAAGUGAUCAAAUAUUACGACGAUAGCACUCGGGAUACAGUGGACAAGGUAGUUGAAAAAUUGACCAAAAGGUUAAGCUUUGUUCCUGGAUUUAUGUUCGAGCAAGAUGUAUCAUACGAAGAAUUUCUGGAUAGAGUGCGAAUUGAAGAGAAAAUUCUUCAAUCACUUGGACUAUGGGAUAUUGCACAUCCAUGGAUGAAUCUCUUUGUACCAAAAUCACGAAUUUCGGACUUCGAUUCGGGUGUUUUCAAGGACAUUCUUCUUAAACAAAAGGUCCCUGCCGCACUAAUCCUCAUUUACCCCAUGAAUCGAAACAAGUGGGAUGGUAGGAUGUCUGCAGUUAUUCCAGAUGAAGAUGUUUUCUAUGUUGUAGGACUUUUGCAUUCAAGUGGGUUCAAUGAAUGGCCGGCAUUUGAUGAAGUAAAUACACAACUACUACAAUUUUGUCAUGAUGCUGGCAUUAUGGUCAAACAGUACCUUCCCCAUUACCAGACACAGGAGGACUGGAAAAACCAUUUUGGAUCAAACUGGCAAAGCUUCCAAGAAAUGAAAACCAAGUCUGAUCCAAACAAGAUAUUAGCUCCAGGACAGAGAAUUUUCAACUCCUUAUUGUAAUUAAG